This is a messenger RNA of Odontomachus brunneus, 1506 nucleotides long. Its product is annotated as E3 ubiquitin-protein ligase TRAIP-like. Bases 192 to 1331 code for a protein of 379 amino acids. NCBI's taxonomy places the organism in Eukaryota, Metazoa, Arthropoda, Insecta, Hymenoptera, Formicidae. The record is from RefSeq and is a predicted model, not a curated record. The transcript has 7 exons.
AGUUUAGUAUGGACAUCUGUGGGUAAUUCUCAUCUUCUGUAAUACACAUUCGAUCCGUAGAUGGCGUUUAUACAAUAUUUCGUCGAAUACACGUGAAAUUGCCUUGUCUGAAAAGUGUCAUUCACACGAAAGAAAAAUUAAACAAGAAAUAUCAUCCUUUGAAGUUGAGUUUUUUUUUACUAACGUCCAAGAUGAAUAUCGUCUGCACUAUAUGUCGCGAUAAUUUCAUACAAUCCGAUGACAUUUCUGUAACUCGUUGUGGACAUAUAUUUCAUCUUAACUGCUUGUCACGAUGGCUUACAAGGUCGAACAGUUGUCCAGAAUGUCGUAAAAAAACCUCACAAGAAAAGAUUCAAAGACUUUAUGUUACAUUUGCGACUAAUGAAACCAAUAGCACUGAUAGUCUAUCCAUGCAAGAAAGGAUAGACAGUUUGAAAUUUCAAGUUUUGCUUAAUGAAAAAAACAUCAAAUAUUAUACCUCAAAGAAUGAAACCUUGGAGAAACAAAAUGCAGGCCUCAGACAAGAAGUACGGAAAGUAGAAAGUGAAAUGAAUAAAAAGAACUCCAAAAUUUAUCUUUUAAAGGAGCAGAUAAGAGAUCUGAAGGAAAAAUACACGGAACGUGAAAGUUUGAAACAUAAACUAUCACAAAAAGAAAAAGAAUUAGAAAAUUUACAAUAUUUAAAGAAGUUAUUAUAUGGUUCUGUUAUGGAAGCAGAAGAAUUAAUUGAGAGAACCGAUCGUGAUACUUUAGUUACUUAUAUAAAGGUUAUGAAAAGAGACAUGUCAAGAAAUGUAAAACGAUGGGAAUCGUUAUAUAAACAUAUUAAAAAUUGUAUAACUACAUUGAUGGAGGUUGAUACCUUAGAAGAUCAAUUUAAGAAAUCAGAAACUACAUUUGAUAAAAGUCCAGAUAAUGCGAAGAUCUUGCUAAGACAAAUGAAUGAAAUAAAAUACUUGAUAAUGGUCAGUUUAGAAGCAUGUCAACAUUUUGGUAUAAAAAGUUCAAUAUCUAACAGUCCAAAAAAGUUGAGUGAAAAUUCUCUCAGUGAUGUAGAAGAAGUAAAAAUGGUUUCUAACAAGACUUGUACAAAGCAAGAAACUGGAAGUUUGGAUAUAUCCUUAAGUGUAGAAACUGAAGAAGCAGUUUCCAGCAUGGUAAAUUUUUUAAAUUUUCUAUUGACCAACACAAGACAGGAAAUUUUGGACAACUCAUGGUUAGACAUACUAAGUAAAAACCAGAAUAAAAGCCAGGAUAGGAACCAGGAUAAAUGCCCAAUUUCUAAAAAAAGGGCGAAAUUAUCGUUAUUAGAGAAACUAAUCAGUGAAUAGUGGUGAUGAAACGUAUGAGAUGAAUGAGGUUGUGGAAGCACAUGGUAGAAGAUAUGUAAAGAUAAGUAUACGAUCAAAAUAUAAAUAAAAAUGUUACUUUAGAACGACUUACUGUGUCGAAAAAAAUUAAUGUCGAACUAUAGUCAAUAUUUGCAAUUAAUUCGGAAUCGUUUGA